GAUGAUUUUUAUUCUGAGGGAAGAGAAUGUGUGUCAUGUGGGUCCAUGUCCACUCCUUUAUGGAGACGAGAUGGUACUGGACAUUAUAUUUGCAAUGCAUGUGGUAUCUACACCAAAAUGUCCGCCAAUGGAAGGUCGGAUACCAAGUCAUCAGCAAGAAGCACGCUACAAGAUGUUGAUGAAGAAAGGCCACGAAAAUUUCUAGAAAAGCAAGCAGGAAACAGCAGGCGUAUGGGGUUAGCAUGCGCAAACUGUUUGACCAGUACAACUACAUUAUGGCGUAGAAAUGCCGAGGGAGAACCCGUGUGUAACGCAUGUGGACUGUAUUACAAAUUACACCAGGUGAAUCGACCAAUGUCAAUGAAAAAGGACGGAAUACAGACUCGGAAACGGAAACCACGCACUCCUUCUAAAUCUAAAACCCCGCCUAAAGAACAAGGCCAACGCCACAUGACCAGUGACCACGUCCCUUCCUUGCCCAGUUUACAACUCCCUGCUCCUCAGCAGUCAACACCGCCUCUUCGACCACCACAGAGCCAAGGAUUGCUGGAUCUUACACUAAACCGUUCAGAGGCUUCCAUGGUUCCAGAAUCCAAGCCUGUUUUGUCGAGUAUUUCAACAUUUUACGACAGUAAUUCAGCAGUUUUACGCGCUCUAACAGCGCCUUCGAACCCACCCGCCCUAUUGCCUAUGACAAGUCUUGCCUCUAGCCUAAGUCAGAGAUAUCAGAUGUCGGAUCUAGGAAGGUCAUACCCCGAGUCACAAAGUGUGCGUCUUUACGGUCAAGCAGAGUUGUCCGGCGACCGGAUCUAUACCCACACACCACAGCAGCACCAACUUAGCGAACGGAUGUAUACACAAAUAGAGACACAUAGCGACCGUUCUGUUUACAACCUCGAUUCCAAUUUAAUGCUCAAACCGGAACCGAUAUUUUCCCCUUCGCCGCCUAAAGCUGUACCAGUAAAUGACGUCAUGACUGAAACUGAGCAAGCUACUGCUUCUAUUGGAGGAAGUGACAUCUUGCAGUUAAAGCCGGCUUCGGUUAGCUAGAAGUAGUUUCGUAUUAUAACUUGCCAUUGUCAAACUAUUACUUGAGAUUUAGGUCAAUAUAGAUUAUUAACCCUUAGUAACGAGACAAAACACACAUUUAAUAGUAAAAAAUAUUGAAAGUACCUACAAAAAAUAAGAACAGGGCUAGAAAAUUAUGAUGUUGGAAUUGCGUUUGAGAACAUCACGAUAUGUUUAUUUUUACUCAAUCAUAUCAAAUUUAGAUUUUAAUUUACCAAUCAUGAUUUAAAUACACUGUGUGUAUUUUCCUUGUUGUACUUAUACCUGAAAAAAAUGUAUAAUUAUACGAGAUAAUCAUGUUGUAUUUUUAUGUGUGCAUUUUAAAAGUGCUAUUUUGUAUUCGCGGGUAAAAGAUUGUAAAGGUAUAUUUAGCUUUUAUAGAGUUUAAAAUAAUUGUUAAAAGCGUUGUGAAAUUACACAAACAGAAACCACACAAUUAGUGACCCUUGGUGCACUCCUUUCUAUCGUUUUUUGCAGCGGUAGUUCACAAAAGAAAUUCCCCUAAUUUGAUCAUAAUUUUACGAAAUUGAAGAAUUGUUUAGACUGUUUAAUUCAUAAUGUUCAUAAGGUAUCGCCCUUUCUUUUAAAAUAAUAUGUAAUUUUAAUUGAUCUCAAAUUACAUGGAAACCCUGCAUUUAUAUAUUCAUUGUGGAGCAGAGUACCAAUUGUUUUCUUGUUAUGCUAGGUUCCCAUUAUCACGAUUCGCGCUACGAUUGAAAUUGUGGUGAUCCUAUGAAGUCUUAUCAUCUAUUGAAGUCAGUUGUAGCAAUUAUGUUGAUCGUAUCGAAAAGUAUCCGAACGUAUCUGCACGUACCACAGCGUGGACUCAUAAGGGACAAUCCUAUCAUAACGCAUCGCACGACAGUGGGAACCCAGCAUAAGCACGAUAAUCAGUGUUAGAGAGGUACUGACUCUAAGUAAAUACUUAUACUAAUAUAAGUAGUUUGCAAUUUACUAGUCACCUAAAUGAUUUACUACUUUAAUGUUGUGAUAGCUUAGAAAAAUUGAUAAAUUACAGUGAUAUAAUGUAUUAAUUUAGAAUAAACGUUUACAAUAUCAUUCCACUAAGAAAGUCUUAAGGGUAAUUGCGUACCUCAUCAUAUAUAUACAUUAACAUUACCAAACAUUUCCUAAUACCGCCAUUUAGUUUGUUCAAACAUUCAUAUAUUAUUAAAAAUACAUAUCAUGUCAUAAUGUUUACAGAAAUUGUCAAAUAAUAGUGCACCAUUUUAUAACAGAAAUAAUCGCUGAUGAUCGAUUAUCGUUGGAAAGCAAAUAGCUAAAAAAUUAGUAAUUGCUGGAAGUGAAGUCGAUUAUCGUUGAUAAACUAAUAAAAAUGGAUACUAAGAAUUUGUUUUUAAAAAGUCCCAUUUUAUUUUUUUAAAAUUCACAUUUAUAAUUUGUUGGAUUUUAUUGUUGUUAUUUUUUGAUUUUGAAAAUUUUGUAUCAUUAUUUAUAACUUACUAUUUGUUUGUUAUUUUCCUUAUUUAAAAUCUCUCGCUAACACGUCGACGAAUGCUACCUGAUUAAGAUAGAUAGGAAAUUAUCUUAAAAAGAAAUUCCAGAGGGCAAUUUUACUGGUAGUAGUAUGUAACAUGAUUUUUGUUUAAUUGGUACAAUGCAAUAGUAAUCGAAGUGUUUGCAAGAAAUGAUGAAUUUGCUAAAAGAACUAUCAUACCAUUCCUCAUUAUGUAUAUUUGUUUUUAAUUUCACAAAAGUCACAAAUUAUUUAAACUUUUAUAAUCCGUGUGCACUUUGAGGAUGCUAAACCUGAUUGAUUUAUGAUUUGAGUUAUUAUGAUUUUGUACACAAAGGGAAUAUUAUAUUUCUGAAUAUUCUUCAUCUCGAUCAGUGCCUGUUUAUAUAUUUGGCGCCAGUGAUUCUCAAUUCCUAAUAAGUUGUUCACCGUGCUAUGUUUAGUCAAGUUAAUUAUGUGUACAUGUAUAUGCGUCUGAUUAAAUCACAGAUCUUUUUGCAUUUCGUUUCUUUUUUUUUAAAGUUCAAAUUUCGUUUAAUUUUAAUUUGUCUUUCUGGCAGGUCAUAUAAAGAAUAGAAAAAAAACCCGAAACGAAAUUUAAGGCUAUACAUUAAUCUGGUUGAUGUUGUUGUGUUUGUUGUCUGUUCAUUAUAAUCUUUCACGUUGCAUAAUCUAAUCAAAUAAUGUACAAAAUAAACUUACUACGUACGAAAAUUUAGCUAAUUAGGUUAUAAACAGCUUUAAGUGAAGCUUAUUGUGAUUUUUAUGAAUUGAUUUAUCAAAUUGUGCCAAAU
Messenger RNA from Patella vulgata (common limpet), 3339 nucleotides. Its product is annotated as transcription factor GATA-4. The record is from RefSeq and is a predicted model, not a curated record. Gene Ontology annotation, molecular function: RNA polymerase II cis-regulatory region sequence-specific DNA binding; zinc ion binding; DNA-binding transcription factor activity, RNA polymerase II-specific. The transcript has 5 exons. Bases 46 to 1050 code for a protein of 334 amino acids. NCBI's taxonomy places the organism in Eukaryota, Metazoa, Mollusca, Gastropoda, Patellidae. Gene Ontology annotation, biological process: negative regulation of transcription by RNA polymerase II; positive regulation of transcription by RNA polymerase II; cell fate commitment.